CAGUCCACUUCUAUCAUCUGGGGAUACAAAUGGUUUUUUUAUCCACAUUCGCAGUCCAUCAUUGGAGCCGAAUUAUAAAUGAUAACGUAGAACUACAGUAGUAAACGUAUAAAACCAUGGGACUGACUCACUGCAGCGCUUGACGCGGAGAGAUUUGAAUGUUUGGUAGAGAGGGACUCUGAAGUAACUGGACAGACUGAAACUUAGUAUCGCCAAACUUUGGAUGGUUGCAGGAGUAACAGGCGAUUCCCAGCACACGGGUGGAUAUUAAAUGAUGCCCGUGGACUGUUUUAGAUGGGUUAUUUCAGUGUGGUUUUGUAGGAACAGCGCAGUGUAUGCGCAGACGAAGCGCAAAAGUGCUGCGCCGAAAAACCGCAAUCUGAUCAACCCCACAAGCUUUCUGAUCUGAUCAUGGGACAACUGGGAAUGCCUCGUUUUUUCUAACAUCAGCAAUCACGUUUGUAAGAUUUGGGGGGGAGUGCGGAUUACAUCGGUCUUUGACGGAAGAAAGUUUCCUCCAUUUCGUUUUUAAAACAGACUUUUGUGGUGCUAUUUGCGUGCCAAAAUGCCUCAGUUAAAUGGAGGAGGUGGUGAUGACCUUGGAGCGAAUGAUGAACUGAUUUCCUUCAAAGAUGAAGGCGAUCAAGAGGAGAAAAUAUCGGAGAACGUGUCGUCGGAGAGAGAUCUGGACGAUGUGAAGUCUUCACUAGUGAACGAAUCGGAGAACAACAGCAGUUCAUCGGACUCCGAAACAACAGACAGGCGUCCCCAUCCCAGACUCGACCUAGAAAGUUACGAGAAACAGCGGGAGUACUUUGCGGAAGCUCUGAGGCGACAGCAAGAUGGAGGCUUUUUCAAGGGACACCCUUAUGCUGGUUAUCCGUUUCUAAUGAUCCCAGAUCUCACAAAUCCAUACCUCUCGAACGGGUCUCUAUCUCCCAGCACACGAACGUAUCUACAGAUGAAAUGGCCUUUUCUUGAUGUUCCUGGGGCAGCGGCCAUUAAAGACUCCAGAUCACCCACACAAGGGCACUUAUCCAACAAGGUGCCUGUGGUACAACACCCCCAUCAUGUUCACCCCCUUACACCCCUGAUCACAUACAGCAAUGACCACUUCUCCCCCGGGACGCCCACAUCUCACCUUUCGCCAGAGAUUCUUGACCCCAAGACAGGCAUACCAAUGACCCCUCACCCGUCAGAGCUGUCCCCAUAUUACCCUCUCUCUCCUGGGGCAGUUGGACAGAUUCCUCAUCCUCUAGGAUGGCUGGUUCCUCAGCAAGGACAGCAUAUGUACUCCAUCCCUCCCGGAGGCUUCAGACACCCCUACCCUGCACUCGCCAUGAACGCUUCCAUGUCUAGUCUGGUAUCCAGUCAUUUCUCUUCUCACAUGGUGCCUCAUCCUUCUCACAGCCUGCACCAGACUGGCAUCCCUCACCCCGCCAUUGUGUCUCCUGCCAUUAAACAGGAGCCCAGUGGCGACAACGCCAACAACUCAGCUCACGGAAAGCCCUCGGUGCCUGUGAAAAAAGAGGAUGAUAAGAAACCUCACAUUAAGAAACCUCUGAACGCCUUCAUGCUCUACAUGAAAGAAAUGAGGGCCAAAGUAGUGGCAGAAUGCACCCUGAAAGAGAGCGCAGCCAUUAACCAGAUCCUAGGCAGAAGGUGGCACUCUCUUUCACGCGAGGAACAGGCCAAAUACUAUGAACUUGCCAGGAAAGAACGGCAGCUGCAUUCUCAGCUUUAUCCAGGCUGGUCCGCGAGAGAUAACUACGGAAAGAGGAAGAAACGGAAGAGAGACAAUAAACCUGACUCCCCACAAGAGAGUCAUUUCUCACCCCAACCCAUGAAGCAGUGCAUCCCGUAUCUGCCGUCCGAGAAAAUGUGUGACAGCCCUACCUCCUCUCAUGGCAGCAUGCUGGACUCACCCGCCACACCCUCUGCUGCCCUGGCGUCUCCAGCGGCCCCUGCGGCCACUCACUCAGAACAGGCACAGCCGCUGUCCCUGACCACCAAACCAGAGGGGCGAGCACACCACCCCCACUUCCCUCAGACAGGGAAAUCCUGUGUUUCUAGAUCCACUUCCAAUUCCUCGCCCACUUCCACCACCUCUAUUUCCACCCAUCCGAACAUCUCUCUCCACAGCCAAUCAGCAGCCCUCCUCUCCCGCCCCAUUCCCUUCACCACCCUGCCCCCCUCUCUGCUGUCCCCAUCUUCGUCUUUCCACCAGGCAGCCCUACAUUCCCGUCAUGCCUUACUUCAGACACAACCACUCUCCCUGGUCACCAAAUCAGUGGAGUGAAUGGAAUAAAAUGACAAAAUAAACUUUUUUACAACUAUAUAUUGUUUUGUUUUUGUUUUUUUAAACUUUUUAUAGAUACUAGACUAAGUUUUUAAGAUAGAAUGAAAAGGAAUAAUUAUUGGUCAAUAUUUGACCACCUCUCUAUUUUGCUUUUCUCUGAAACAAAAGUGUAUUUUUUUGUAAAUUGCCUAAUGGUGACCUUUUCCAACGUGAUUCUCCUAUGUUGCUACUUGUAUAAAGGACAAAUGUAUAAAGGUUUCAUUUUUUUAAGACAAACUUGAUCAAAUGCAAAUUGUAGUUUUAGUUUAAUUCAGUCUAAUGGUAGUUAGGAGUUUAAUUUUCAAAACAGUUUGAUUUUCUUUUCUUUUUUUUCUUCUUGCUUUUGGUACCAUCUCACCCUUUUCCUAACCCUGUGUGUGACUCUCCUAAGACUCCAUAGCUAAUAAACCUCAAGUUAUUUCUAAAGGCUGCAUUGUCUUUUUGGUGGUUUGAGACUUGCAUGUGAUGACCGAAUAAAUAAUGCAACAUGGAUCCUCUGAAUAGACGCAGUAUCAGACAUUCUGACAACGUUCAUUAUCUAAUUGGGACUCAUGAUGUGGUAUCUGUAAAAUGCGAGCACUCGUGAUUUGCAGAAUCGAAAUUACAUAAUCUAUUGUUUCAUAAAAGUCAGACACUCUUAUUUAAAUUUUUACAUUUCUCAUGUGGCGAAAAUACUCCUGGAGAGCAGCUUAAAGGUGUUGUAAGCAGUUCUAGAUCUUCGGCCAGACUUAUCCACUGAAUAGGACAGGCCCUGUCUUUCCAAAAAAAGAUGUGCAUAAAUUCAGAGACACUUGGGUUACAUUCACACUUGCAUUCAAUGUGGCACCAAUGUGAUAUGUUUUUACACCCACAUGUGACACGGAUCUGCUAGAUGUAUGACAGCGUAAACUGCGACAAUUGCUUUGAAUCUGACAUUUUCAGAUCCAAACUGGGCCACUUUCAUAUGUGGAAACAAAUUGGAUACGUAUCUGAUUUUUUUUCCCAAUGUGAUUUAGUGUGAACAGUCAGGUUGGAUUUAACGUGUUUUAUUUUUAUUUGUACAUCAAUCUAACUCGACAUCUUUCAUCUGUGCACUUUAUUUAUUGAUUGAUUCAAACAUUUGGUUGCUAGUCUAAUCUUUUAACAAAUUCAGUUUCAUUUUAAGGAAAGAAAAUAAAAUUAGGGGCUUCAAGACGGGUUCAGUGAUGCAUUUGGAUUACACAUAAAUACUAAAAUAAAAAAUAGCAUGAAAAGAUAACCAAACAAAUAUUGAUUUACAGAAUCAGAAACCAUGCUAGCAAGUCAAUGCAAUUCUGAAAUAAUUUUAAAUAACUCUUUACUAACCUUACAUAUAUGUAAACCUAUUACCUGGUGUUUCGCUCUGAAGUAAUAUUACAUUCUUGAUCUUUGAUGGAAAUUGUACAGUACUACUGCAAAUGCCUACUGUGACGUUAGUUGUAAAAAGCAACCGUAGCGAAAUAGAUUUCUCAUUCCAAAUCUUAUUUUUGAAAAAGUUGGUGGUAUAGAGUUUCUUUUAAAAUAUGACUUUGGGGUUAAUAAGCUCCCCAUUCAGUUAUCCAAUUUUCAUAGACAGGCUCUUUUAUGUUGGCUUCUUAUAUACAAACAUAACUUUUCUCUCCACAAACAGUUAAUAUGGAACAAUAAAAUGGUUAAAUAUAAGAAUAAAUCAAUCUUUUACGACAAUUGGGUUAAAAAUGACAUUCUAAUGGUCUCACAAUUGAUAAAUAACAAGGGUUUCUUACUUACAUAUACUGAAUUUUUAAACAUAUUUGGGAUUCCAAUAUCUCCACGAGAAUAUAGUACUGUUUUUGAUGCAAUACCAGUAGGUUUUUUGAGACUAUUGAGAGGCAGUAGUGAACCUCAUAAGCAAUCAAUGGAUAAAAAACAGGUUUUGUUAAACGGUGUUGAUAUAAAAGAUAAUAAAUGUAAUAAUACAUUCUUCAGAUGCUUGAUUCACUGUCCUGCUACACCUCGAAAUAAAUAUUUUUGGAAUGAACAUUGUGGAAAUAUCAAUUGGAGAUCGACUUGGACCUAUACUAAUAAAUAUUGUAUUAAUAACAGAGUGUACGAAAUAUACUUUAAAAUUAUACAUAAAAUUUAUCCAACAAAUGAGUUCAUAAAAAGAUAUAAAAAUGACCUUUCUGAAUCCUGUACAUUCUGUAAAAAGGAUACUGAAACUGUAUUACAUCUUUUCUUUGAAUGUAUGUAUGUGAAGUUUUUUUGGAUUGAUGUGGAAUAUUUAUUUAAUAUGUUGAGUGGAAUUAAGAUUAGUAUAGAGAAAAGAGAUGUUUUUUAUUUAUUUUUUAAUAAAAAAAAAGAUAUAGACAAGAGUCACAAUUUUAUGUUAAAUUUGAUCUUAUUACUUGGUAAGUUUUACAUACAUAAAUGUAAAUGGCCUGAAAGGAUACCUAACAUCUACCAUCUACCAAAGCUGAUAUGAAGAUUUAUUUUGAAACACUGAAAGGACUCUCAAACCGCAAAGCAACCAGAACGAUGGAUAUCCUCAAAAAAUUUAAUUCCUCUUCUUUAUUUUAAUUAUACAUUUAUACCUCCUUGACAUUGUUUUUUUUUUUUCUUCUUUCAUUUUUUUUCUAAUGUGUGAUUGAAUGUUCUUUAAUUUCAUUGAUAUGAAUGUUAUC
Messenger RNA from Xyrauchen texanus (razorback sucker), 4977 nucleotides. RefSeq names its product transcription factor 7-like 1-A. Gene Ontology annotation, molecular function: RNA polymerase II cis-regulatory region sequence-specific DNA binding; DNA-binding transcription factor activity, RNA polymerase II-specific. The transcript has 12 exons. Gene Ontology annotation, biological process: canonical Wnt signaling pathway; generation of neurons; regulation of transcription by RNA polymerase II. The record is from RefSeq and is a predicted model, not a curated record. The coding region runs from base 566 to 2299 and encodes 577 amino acids. Gene Ontology annotation, cellular component: beta-catenin-TCF complex. NCBI's taxonomy places the organism in Eukaryota, Metazoa, Chordata, Actinopteri, Cypriniformes, Catostomidae.